Messenger RNA from Frieseomelitta varia, 4641 nucleotides. Its product is annotated as post-GPI attachment to proteins factor 2-like. The record is from RefSeq and is a predicted model, not a curated record. Gene Ontology annotation, cellular component: endoplasmic reticulum membrane; Golgi membrane. The coding region runs from base 347 to 1111 and encodes 254 amino acids. NCBI's taxonomy places the organism in Eukaryota, Metazoa, Arthropoda, Insecta, Hymenoptera, Apidae. Gene Ontology annotation, biological process: GPI anchor biosynthetic process. The transcript is spliced from 5 exons.
UUUUUUAUUUACAAAGUAUAACUACAACCAUCAACCAACAAUCAUUACAAUCAUAUAGCAUGAUACAGAAAAACAACUGCAGAAUUUGAAAUUGGCGCUUAACAUGCUCUGAAAGCAUUUAUACAAAACAUAGAUGGCAUCCUUUCGAGCAGAAAUUCGCAGAUUAGCAGACGACACGUUUGUACAUAAAGAAUAAGGCAUAUUAUGAAAUUUUUAAAAGAAUUUUUUGACAUCUUUAAUGAGAAUUAAAAGGAGACAUGACCCUAAUGUAGACUGAUUCGGAUCUUGCAUCUCAAAUUUGCUUUUUAUUUUGUACAUCAAUGUCAAGAUAUUAGAUAAUUUCACUAUGGAACUGAAUAAUGUGGGAAACAAUAAAAGUUCCAUACACAUGGCAAUAUCAUUUAAAAAAUUGUGUUUGGCAACGGUGUCCUUACCUCUUGUCACACUUUUAGUCUGUUUUGUUACAGCAUAUAUCUUCCAACAAGAUGAUAUCCAUGAAACACACUGCAGGGUUUAUAAUGUACUUCCAUCAAUCUCAGCUAUAACCGGUAUAUCUCCUCAAAGAUAUUUAUGGCGUAUAAGCAUAGCACUACACAUAGGUCCACGUCUAAUUAUUGCCAGUGUAUAUCAUUCGUAUUAUUAUAAAAUACUUAAAACAAUUGAAGACGUACCUUCUAAAAUUAUGGGAUCUAGACUUUUAAAUCUAUGUUAUUGGUUAAACAUUGCAGAAGUGGCAGCCCUAUGUGGAGUCACAUAUAUCUCUAAUAGAGAAAAUUAUUCUGUGCAUGAAAAGAUCUUCAUCCUCUUUAUGAUUAGUUCUUUAACAUAUAUGCUAACAGAAGUGAGAUUGGGUCGUCUUGUAACACCAAAUGCACAAAGUCUUCAGUACAAACAAGCACUUUUUAUAACUAGUCUUGUUAGUACUGUUGGACUUAUUAUUUUCUUCCUAAAGCACAGGCUACUGUGUCAUGAUCUGGCAUUUAGCUGGUUUUCCUUGUGCGAAUAUGUGAUUGCCUCUGCAAAUAUGGGUUUUCAUGUAACUGUAAUUCUAGACUUUCCUAAGGAGCAGCUGAUUGUUGGAAAUGGCUUAUCUACCUUAAAGGUGGAUUAAUUUGUAAUAUUUUAUACUCAUUAUUAUCUUAUUAUUGUCAUCAAAGUGCCUACUGCCACUGUCUGGAAGUGCUAUUGCCAAAAGUGAUACCAUAUAUAAUAUCGUACUAUAGAUAGCUGAGUAUCCACUGAUAAAUAUUGGUAAAUAUUUCUUAAUAAAAUGGUUGUAAUGGUUAUAUAAAUGAAAUCAAAACUUUAAUGAAAUCAAAUAUUAAAAAAUUCUCUUAUCUUAAGGAAAAUAAUUAUGAAUGCAAGAUCUGUAUAAUAGUUGUCGUAAUUUACAUUUUUUCUUUUUAGUAACUUAUUCAGAUUGAUUGUAAAUUUAUUCAAAUCACGAUUUAUAUUUAAAAGUAUUUCUAAAAAUAUUUAUGAACUAUAUACUUAUUCACAUAAAUAAUUAAAUUAUAUAGAUGACUUUUAUUAAAAGAUAUUUUUUAUGUUUAGUGGAUACACGGUUUGAAGCACAAUAUUUUUUCUAUUAGCAGAUUUUAGCGAAAUAGAAUUAAUUUUAUCGUUUUAAGUAAUGCUGCAAUACGUAAGAUAGUUUUGUGCUUAGCAUUUGCUUAGUUGAUGACUUUUAUCUUAAAUACACUUUCCAAUUACAAAAAGGCACAAUUGAAAGCUAAAGCCAAAAAGAGAAAAAAUAUUUAAAAAAAAAUCUAGCGCUUCCAAAGUAUGGCACUGGUAUCUUCCCAGGCAAUGAGAAAUAAUCUUUAAUGGCCUUUUAGGUAGUGAGAAUUUGUAGUGAUACAGAACAAAUAUGUAUCCUACAUACAAACAAUAUUUAACAUAAAAGUCCAAAAUAAUGAAAUUUCAUAUUUUAUUUCGAAGAAAGAACUAUUAUUAGUAUAAAGUAAAAACAUGUGCUUAUUUAUCGUGAAUUUUAAAUCGCUUCUCUAGUUUUUAAAAAGUGAGAUUUCUAGUCGAUAUUUUAUUCUAGUCCUUUUACAAUUUUCUCUUUUUUUUUCUUUUUUUAUCUGUUUUAAAAGUAAUAUCAUCGUUCUCAUGUCAUGAAUUUUUAACACAUUGUUAGCAUGUAGGAUGCAUUUGCGUACGUUCAUGGAAUAAUUGUACGUAAUCCUAAUUUAAGAUAUACAUAGUAGAGAUAUUAUUUAUCAUUGUACAGCUAUAAUACUACUAAUAUAUUUUAUCGUGUCUAUAUAUCAUACGAAUCAUACACUAUGUAAAAAUGAAAGGAAAAAUACAACCAAAAGAGAUGUCAGUUACUCGAUACUCAUGUAAUAUGGAUUGUAGCAAUAUUGUAUCAUGAACAUAAGGAUGAAUUAUUAUAUUCAUUUACGUAGCGUAUGAUUCUUAAGUACAACACGAUUGGCAUUUAAAUAAUCACGACGAAAAUAGGAAAUGCAAACAGAAAGUGAAAUCGAUGAUUAUCUUGUACGAUAUAUUCCUGACCAAAGCAUGAUUAUUACGUCCAAAAAAUACGGAGCAAAUUGACGAAGUUAAUUCGAAUAACUGUUUGUACUAAAUUUUAUAACGACAUGUUCCCUUUCAAGAUAUUCGCGUUAAAUAUUUCACAGAGAGCAUUAAAUGAGAAACAAGAAAAACUAUUUGUGAUAAAGUGCACUAUUGGAAUCAGUUGUAUAAAUUCCUACGAUUGUAUAUAUUACUACGACGUUACGUAAGUAAAAAUAUGAUUUUGUUUUUUAAAUGCAAUUAACUCCAAGUAUAUUUGCAUGGUAUAUUUUCGAAUACGAAUAGGAAUAUUUUUUUAUAUUGACAGACGUCAAUAUGUUUAUGUAUUUCACAACUUUUUUUGUUGAGUAUCUCAUAAUUGCAAGCUAAAUUCAAUUGUCAAGUGUUCAAAAGCACGUGAAAAUUGUAAUGUCAUGUACAAUCAUUCGAGCAACAUAUCUUGAUGACUACCAUCGUAAAAAGCAAGCAUUUGUAAUUGCCAUAUAGAAGUAAUCGCAGACUGUUAUGAAUUAAUUUAUUGGUACCGAACGUUAAAAUCCGUGCCAAGUGAUGAUUAAAGAUACCGUGCGUAUAUUAGAGAUCUAUUACAUUGGGAUAGAUCUCGAUCUGAUAAGACAGAAUAUCUUUAAUGAUUCACUUAUUCGCGAUAAAUCGUUUUUACAAUUUUAUUCUGUUCAAAUAUAUUUGGAAAUUAAACGAUUUUCUGCACUUGUUGCAUACAGAUGAAACAUGCACUGCUAUAUAUAUAUAUUAAAACGUUGUCUUUAUAAGGCAACUACGCUAUAUAGGAGGCUUGAAAAGGAGGCCAGAUGUGAUAAUUUCUGAUCAAUUGUUUGAGAGAUUUCUUAUUAUUCGUUCGAGUAAUUAUGAUAAUGAAAAUUAUUCUAAUUACAAAUACAGCAUAGCUGAAAUAAGUUUCAAUUUAAUUGUUAAUUUUCUGCAAUUCAUUUUUGAUGAAAAUAAUCUCCCAAACAAUUCUUCAAAAUUUUCCACCCAUGUCUCAAAAACACCUCGUAUGUCACGAUUCACUCAGACAUUAUGUUCAAAAUUAUUACAUUAAUGUGUAUAUUUAAACUAGAUAAUAUUAUAUCCACCGUUGUUCAUCUUGGUAUCUGAUUUUAUAGGAAGCUUGUACAUAAGCGUUAUCAUUAUAUUAUACUUGACAAACGAUCGGUCGCGGUCAAGGAACAAGAGAAAUCUAACACGAUUUGUGUAAAGCAGCAUCGUCUAUGUCGAUGCCAAAGCACGACGUGGAACAACCUUGACAUGUGUCAGAAUCUCUGUUUAAUUGAUGUCAGCCACUUGGCACGAUGACACUGUCAUGAAUUAGGUUGAACGUCUCCUCGCGACUCUUCGAAUAACAGGUUUAUUAUGUAAAGUAGUUCAAAGCGGGUUCUGGAGCAGAGUGAUACCAUCACUAUAAUUAUAAUGAUUAUUUAUUAAAACUGUCACAUUUACACUUUGCUCACUCUGUCUCCUCUCUCUUCUCUCUCUCUCUCUCUCUCUCUCUCUCUCUCUCUCUCUCUCUCUAUCUAUCUAUCUAUCUAUCUAUCUAUCUAUCUAUCUAUCUAUCUAUCUAUCUAUCUUUCUCUCUAAAUCACAUGUACAUAGAGAACAAAUGCACAUACACAGAUACAUAGCCAAAAGUAUUGAAAAUACAGCGUGAGAAACUUUUUAUCACGAUUAAUACUCGGAUUAAAGGGAUCGAUGAUAACAGUUUAUUGAUCAAAGAUUAUAGGGGUAUUCUAAUUUAGUAAAUAUGAAAUUCAAUUUUUGGAUUUUUUUCAUCGCAUGAACGAUAAUUACGUGUUCCCAAAGAUUUAAAAAAUUUAAAAUAAAAACGAAGAUAAUUAAAAUAUUUGGCGCCAUAAGAUGUUCAGUCUGCAUUAUCACUUAUCUAAAACAGGGGUUAAUCUAAAAUUAUUUUUUUGUCACGUGCCAAAAAUCAGUGAAGAAAAUAAUUAUCUAAAUUGGAAUAUCCCGUUUUUGCGAUUAACAAGAUGAAAGAUGAAAAAUUUUAAAGAUAUACAUACGUAGUAUUGUUCAUUUGACAUCUCUAAAUCGUUGCAUGCAUACACGCACAUUAGUAUUUUUGAA